Messenger RNA from Anopheles stephensi (Asian malaria mosquito), 2156 nucleotides. RefSeq names its product cytochrome P450 6a2-like. The record is from RefSeq and is a predicted model, not a curated record. Bases 41 to 1567 code for a protein of 508 amino acids. Gene Ontology annotation, molecular function: oxidoreductase activity, acting on paired donors, with incorporation or reduction of molecular oxygen; monooxygenase activity; iron ion binding. NCBI's taxonomy places the organism in Eukaryota, Metazoa, Arthropoda, Insecta, Diptera, Culicidae. The transcript has 2 exons.
CAGUUUCGUUUCGGAAGUUGUGGUGGACAGAAUCCUCACCAUGGUGCUGGUCGAAGUGAUAUUGUUGAGCGUGGUGUUACUACUUUCGGUUGCUUAUCUAUUCCUGCGCGAGAGACAUAGCUUCUGGCGCAAAAGAGGCUUCCCUUACAAACCCAACCCGAGUUUGUUGUUUGGUCAAAUGCAGGGCAAUGGAACCACCCGACAUGCAGCAUACGUCACGCAAGAAAUCUACAACUACGCAAAGGACCGUGGCGAACGGUUCGUAGGGUACAGUUUCUUCUUCAUGCCCUUGGUCAUGGUGUGUGAUAUUGAGCUGGUGAAAACGAUUCUGGUGAAAGAUUUUGCCGUGUUUCACGAUCGUGGUAUGUACAGUAACGCUCGGGUCGAUCCACUAUCAGCGCAUCUGUUUGCCCUGGAGGGUCACGAGUGGCGAGCAUUACGCCAAAAGCUUACCCCAACCUUUACAUCGGGCCGAAUGAAGCAAAUGUUUGGCACCAUGAUGCAGGUUGCGGAAGAAUUGCACAGACAUCUUCUAGCAAACAUUGGGCAAGAGUUGGAAAUGAAAGAAAUUCUAGCGCGCUUUACCACGGAUGUGAUCGGUACGUGUGCGUUCGGGAUCGAGUGUAAUACGUUCCAGUAUCCGGACUCAGAUUUCCUCAAGUACGGCAAACGCGUGUUCGAGCAUAAGCUGUUGGGUGUGGUAAAGAUGACCUUUGCUAUGCUGUGCAAGGACACGGCGUCGAAGCUGGGCGUGAAGGUUACAGACCCAGAACUGGAGAAGUUUUUCUUAAAUCUAGUCCACGAAACGGUUGAGUAUCGGGAGCGUAACGAUGUGCAGCGCAACGAUUUCCUGAAUCUGUUACUGCAGAUAAAAAAUAAAGGAUGUCUUGUGGAAGAAGGCCACACGGAACAGCCGGACAGUUUGACCGGCCUGACGAUGAAUGAGUUAGCGGCGCAGGUUUUUAUCUUUUUUGUGGCCGGAUUUGAGACGUCCUCUACAGUGAUGAAUUUUUGCCUGUACGAGCUGGCCAAGAACCCGGAUAUUCAGGAACGCUUGCGCGAGGAGAUCAACCGUGCGAUCGGGAGCAACGGUGGCGAGCUAACGUAUGAGACAGUGAUGGGGAACGAAUAUCUCGGGCAGGUGGUUGAUGAAACUCUUCGGAAGUAUCCACCGCUGGAAACUACUCUGCGAGUGACUGUCCAAGACUACACGAUUCCCGGCACUGAGCAUGUUAUCCCGCGUAAAGUGGGUGUUCAGGUUCCGGUGUUUGCCAUUCAUCGCGAUCCCGACCACUAUCCCGAUCCGGAAUGUUUCGAUCCGGAUCGGUUCACGGUUGAGCAGUGCAAGAACCGGCCGGCGUACACGUUUCUACCGUUCGGGGAGGGACCACGGAUGUGUAUCGGGAUGCGGUUCGGGUUGAUGCAGAUUAAGGUGGGUCUGGUGACCUUAAUGCGCACGUUUCGGUUCUUCUCAACCGAUCGAACACCUGACCGAAUCGAGUUUGACCCGAAAUCGUUCAUUCUCUCUCCCAUCGGGGGUAAUUAUUUGCGAGUGGAGAAACUUUGAAUUUGAAUAAGAAAUGAAAUGAACAGUUGUAUGUAUUGUUACUUUAAAAUUAAGCGACAAAAAUGGUGUUUGGUAAUCGAUGGUCAGUAGGAAUAAGGAAUGACUCCUGGUUUGUGAGUCCUUCACAAACAUCAGCGGAGCACAUCUUAUCGGAUGGUUGCCCGUAUUUGGAAAAUGAGCACCUUUAUCAGCUGAUAAUACCAAACACGUGCAUUACAAUAAUCGGUGUGAAAUUGAGUCACCCACGCAGCACGACUUCAGAAGUCACCGUGUUCCUUAUUUGGGAUUCGCUAUCUUCUUCAAAUGCGAUAGUGGAUUAAUCAUCCACCUGAAGCAGGCCCCCGUUUCAGUAGGCAACCGAAACGUUAGUCGGUGAGGCAGCAUAACCGAUUGCAUGUGUACGUGUGGGGCUUGUCUGCAAAAGAUUGCCAAAACGUAAAAAAAAAUUAUCUAUUUACCUCAAGAAGUCAAAAGUUGCACCGUCAUCGUGUAACGCAUUGUACGCACACCAAUAAAUACGUCAAAGUACAUAUCUGCUCUGAAGAUACGCCAAAUAAAGAGUACCGCGAGCGGCCUUCGCGUCAGUUCA